This is a messenger RNA of Mus caroli (Ryukyu mouse), 557 nucleotides long. RefSeq names its product glycoprotein hormone subunit alpha 2 (gene Gpha2). Gene Ontology annotation, biological process: cell surface receptor signaling pathway. The record is from RefSeq and is a predicted model, not a curated record. Lineage: Eukaryota; Metazoa; Chordata; Mammalia; Rodentia; Muridae. Gene Ontology annotation, molecular function: thyrotropin-releasing hormone receptor binding; hormone activity. Gene Ontology annotation, cellular component: extracellular region.
GCAGAUGCCCAUGGCACCACGAGUCUUGCUCCUCUGCCUGCUGGGCCUGGCAGUCACUGAAGGGCAUGGCCCGGAGGCAGCCAUCCCAGGCUGCCACUUGCACCCCUUCAAUGUGACAGUGCGCAGUGAUCGCCUUGGCACCUGCCAGGGCUCCCACGUGGCACAGGCCUGUGUAGGACACUGUGAGUCUAGUGCUUUCCCUUCCCGGUACUCUGUGCUGGUGGCCAGUGGCUAUCGGCACAACAUCACCUCUGCCUCCCAGUGCUGCACCAUCAGCAGCCUCAAAAAGGUGAGGGUGUGGCUGCAGUGCGUGGGGAACCAGCGUGGGGAGCUUGAGAUUUUUACUGCCAGGGCCUGCCAGUGUGAUAUGUGCCGUCUCUCCCGCUACUAGUCCCAGAAGGGCUCAGGCUCCAGUCCUGCCACUGACAUGUCAUGGGUCUCUCAAACUCAGGGCUCUGACCCUCUUUAUCGUCUGUGAAGAUGGGGUUGGCCCACUCAGCAGUCUCCUUGCUACGUUCUCCUUCUCUCCUGUCCUCAAUAAAACAAGCAAUGCUUGA